UGAUUUGGAAAGGAAACAGCAUGAUUGAAGGGCCCUGAUUAAAGGUCUCAGCUGGAAACGUCGACUAUUUAUUCCACUCUGGAGAUGCUGCCUGACUGCUGAGUUCCUCCAGCGUUUUGUGUGUGGUGCUGAAAAAUCUCGGCAACUGCAGAAUCCCUUGUGAACAUGGUUGAAAGAAGUCUUACAGCUGGAAUUUCCCGGCUGGCGCUUUGGGAAAUCCUCGCUCUGUGUUGGACUCUUCAGGGAAGUCCACCACCGCAGCUCCUGUGGUAGUUUCGCCUUCAUCGGCAAUCAGUGCAGCGAAAGAGCUGGCGCCAGGGAAUGUUCUUCAGGAAUAGAACGCCAUGCAAAUCCAGACGCUUCGAAAACAUUAUCGCUGAAUAUCGGAGUUAUUGAUGCAAGUUUACGCCCGAAGAUCAGAUAUUUCUUCCCUAAAAGCAAUCAGCGUGUUUGGAAGCUGGAGGGAAAGCGUGUAUUUUUGGGCUGUGGGAUAAUACAGACAGACAUUGAGCUGAAAGCAAACAACGUGGACACAAGCCGCUCCGACUCACAACAUGGGCGGCAGCCGCGGGAUAAGCGACUCCUCCCUCGCUGCAGCUCUCAUUGGUGUCUGCCACCGAGCCCUCCCCUGCUCACUGACCCCGGCGGGCAGCCACACCGGAUUCCCGCCCCUCUCGCAAAACAAAAUAUCCUCAUGAUCACCGGGAUGUUGUUUCCAAAUCAGAGGAGGCGGAGUCAGAUUUCCACACACCGUCCUGUCUUGAUUUUGCACUAAGUUCCUCAAAAGUGAAGUUGGAAAGUGCAAACUGUGACUGCAGUCAGCAAAUUUUAUCCGAUUUAUUUAUUUAAUCAGAACCCAGGGGCAAGUCGGUGCCAGGGUACCCUGCGUUCGUUUGCCUUUCAAUGGGGAGCGUUCAGUUAGACGAUUUCAUCGCUGGAUGGAUCGGAGGAGCGGCGAGUGUGAUCGUUGGCCACCCCCUCGACACAGUAAAGACUCGCCUGCAAGCUGGUCAUGGUUACAGUAACACAGUCCAAUGUGCGCUGAAGAUAUUUAAACACGAACACAUUGCUGGUUUCUUCAAAGGUCUGUCCUUUCCGUUAGCCAGCAUCGCAGUGUACAACUCGGUGGCUCUCGGCGUCUAUGGCAAUGCUCAGAGGGUCAUUUGUCAGUACCGUUACGGUGAGGAGAGCCACCGGGGUCCCGCACUGACUGAUGUGGCUGCUGCGAGUGCUGUGGUGGCGCUAGUCACGGUUGCAAUUGGUGCCCCGGUGGAUCUGGUUAAGAUAAGGCUACAGAUGCAAACACAGUCCGUGAGGUCGGCUAAAUUAAGUUUGGUUGGUGCUGGUUCCAUUGACUCGCUUGCACUGAAUAAUCAGCCUCUGUACAGGGGGCCCAUGCACUGCAUUAGCAGAAUCCUGAGGAAAGAAGGAAUUGCUGGACUGUACCGAGGGGUCGGAGCCAUGUAUCUCAGGGAUAUUCCAGGAUACUGUUUGUAUUUUGUUCCCUACAUGUUGCUGUGUAACUGGAUGAUGCCUGAGGGGAGUACAACACCUAAUCUAUAUUCUGUGUUGCUGGCUGGUGGUGUGGCAGGAACGAUUUCAUGGGGUACCGCAACUCCCAUGGAUGUGGUCAAAAGUCGUCUUCAGGCUGAUGGAGUUAAUGAAAGAAGGUACAAGGGAAUACUGCACUGUAUUCAACAGAGUUACCAAAAGGAAGGGUUAAAUGUAUUUUUUAAAGGAGCAGCAGUGAACGCGAUUCGUGGAUUCCCAAUGAGUGCGGCCAUGUUUCUGGGAUAUGAAUUCACACUGAAAAUCCUGCGAGGUCAAUAAGCAGAAUGUAGUGUUUCCUUCUUGACAUUCAUCAAAUCUGUCCAGUCACAUCAUUCUUCGCCUCAAUCAACAGUUGGUUAGAUAUAUGAGCAAAGUUAUUCUGUUAUCUCCGAUGUUCUUGAAGUCAACGCUCUUGACAGAAAUACUUACUGUUGGACAACACUGAAAUUCUCCCUGAUGGUGCAUUUUCAAAAUUUAUAUGCAAUGUUCCCUGGGAAGUCAGACUACUGAACUUUAGCCAACAAACUUCUGGUUUUCUACUGACUUGUUGAGCAUUCAAGUAAAAGAAUUUCGACUAAAUGUGGAAUAGGAAAAAAAUUCAGAAGGGUGGAGGUAGUGGAUGAGGAAUUAGUGCCGUCGGAUUGCAGGAUCUAUUUUUCAGCAGAAUAGCCUGAGGGAACUUCAUAAAAUCAUACUGCUCAGGAUUAUUCUGUUGGUCCUCUGCAUCUCUUUAACUGAGUGACCCAGUUAGUUCCAUUAUCCUGCUCUUUCCCCAUUCUCUGACUUUUUUUAAAUCUGAUUUUUUAAAAUAUAUAAUGUACAACUAUUUACCUGAUGUAUAAUUAGCUGAAAAGCCUUCAUGGAUGAUCAAUGAAAGGAGAAUCUUAGACACCUUGCAGAUUCAAAUUCAGUUUUAGUUUAUUGUCUUAUACACCAGGAUACCUUGUUCAUGUGAAGCUUACGGUGCAAAGAAUAUACAUGGAAGUAAUAAAUACUACACUUUAUACAGUAGUGAGUGCAGAACAACAGGAUGGUGCAAAGGAAAUGUGAUCUGAAGUAAUGCAAAAAGAAAUGCUAAAGCCAGGGUUCCCAACCUGGGGUCCAUGGACCUCUCAGUUAAUGAUAAGCCUCCAUAUGAACCCCAGUGCUAUAGUGACAAUAGCUAAAUAACUAAGAGUAACAAUUGGGGAAGGGAAGUGGGAUGUGAGAGAGGUGAUUUGUGUGAAAACAUAAUCUGUUCUUGGAAUUGGUCCAGGCUUUCAAGCUAAUUUGUCAUUUGUGGAUAUCACAAACUAGUUGUGGCUGAUGACUCUGGACCUAACCGACUCCCAGACAUGUACUAAGCCAAUAAAUUUUGUUUUUGCUAAUUUGAGUUUAAAUGGGUGUACAGGCACUGCACAGAAGCCCAAUUUUAUUCUGUUAUAUAACAAGCCACUUUCUGCUGCCAAGUAAUUAUUACAUUGUUUCCAUGUGCUAAAAUGCAACUGUGGGUAUUUGGAAAUAGGGUCACUAUAUCUGAAAUAGCGAAGUUAUUAAUCACAGCAAGUUAUUUUUAUCUAUAUUUUUUCCUGGAGCACAAGUCAAAGACCACUGUGGUUAUGUUAACUUAUCUGUUUUCUUCACAGCUAAUUAUGAUGAACCGUAAAAAAAGCAGAAUGAGAUUAUUUAAUGUAUUCUGGUGAAAUAUGUUCACAUUGCCAAAUGAGAAUCAAAACAGAUUCCAAAGUGAAUAGUAUCUCUACAAAUCUGAAGAUUCUCAUAGUUAUGCAUAGCCUUACAAAACAUUAAACAAAACUUUUCAUUUCUCUGUUUUAAUUGCUGUUUUCGGAAGCAUUUAGCUUAUUCUUUGAUCUGUGACCAAGUACUUUAAACAAGCAGAUAAAAUGUUUCUAUCAAGUUAUUUUAUCCAUUGUAAAUUAGAUACCAUGUAUCUGUUUUGUAGAAUAGAGACAAUAAUACUGCUUGUUACAGGCCGGAGGAGGAUGCAGUGAACCUUCUGUGUGGAAGGUGUGACUUAAUCAUGUCAUAUAUUAUUUUUCUGAUUGCAAUUUUAAUUUCUUUUUCAUGUUGUUAUCUAUAGGUUGUGCAUAAAAUUGCACAUGGAAUUAUGAUCCUAAAUGACAAACAUUUAAUCAGUCUGCUGCGUCCUUAUUCACAUCCACGGCAGACAUCAAAUGGCAAAGGAGCAACACUGCCACUGCUUGGUUUUUAAUGUGGUGGUGUACUGGAGCACGUUCAGUGGGCUCUGGACCAGACUGUAGGACGUGCAUUUGGUGGGAUCAGAGUCAUUGUGAGUGAAAUGCCAUGAGUAACUAAAUUAUAAAAGUGAUAAGCAAUAAAGAACAAUUUAGCCAAAAACA
Molecule: messenger RNA, 3911 nt
Organism: Hypanus sabinus (Atlantic stingray)
Lineage: Eukaryota; Metazoa; Chordata; Chondrichthyes; Myliobatiformes; Dasyatidae
Gene: slc25a48
Product: solute carrier family 25 member 48
Exons: 7
Coding region: 904-1830 (308 amino acids)
Biological process (GO): transmembrane transport
Cellular component (GO): mitochondrion
Molecular function (GO): transmembrane transporter activity
Source: RefSeq, a predicted model, not a curated record